Molecule: messenger RNA, 1064 nt
Organism: Acipenser ruthenus (sterlet)
Lineage: Eukaryota; Metazoa; Chordata; Actinopteri; Acipenseriformes; Acipenseridae
Product: urokinase plasminogen activator surface receptor-like
Exons: 5
Coding region: 294-908 (204 amino acids)
Source: RefSeq, a predicted model, not a curated record
UAAAAUCGUAGAUGAAACCAAACCAUAUCUGGAAAUGACUAUCAAGUAACUUGGUAAUUAUUACCUACGUGAUAUGGCAGGUGCACUAACCCACUCCCCGUACCAGACUACUGUAUAUAAACCAAGUCAAAUAGGAGCAGGACACCCAACAGUACCAUUACUUAAAAGAUUUCAGAUUGGAAGCGACUGCUGUUCCGUCUCAGAACGCAGAAUUGUUCGAGCAGAGAACUCCAGUUCCAGAGAGACCAGCUGUGACAUCAGGCUUUGGUGUACAAGUGCUGUGGAGUUUCACAAUGCUGAAAAUGAGACGACUGCUCCUGGCAUUGUGCACGGUCUGUGCGCUGCUCCCUGCAGUUUCCACUCUGAGGUGUCACUCAUGUACAACCACUGGACCUUGCACAGAAACACCCAAUACCUGCACCAGCGGAGAGCAGCAGUGCCUGACCUCCACCACAAAAGAGAUCUCAGGGGAUUUCUCCACAAUGGUCCACAGAAAGUCCUGCACAUCACCUACAAACUGCCUUACACCAGUGUCCAUAAACUAUGGCUUCACAAGGUCAACUAUCAAUGCUAAAUGUUGUAACACAGAUUUGUGCAACACUGAAACGAUGCCAGCGUAUGAGGACGCUACCCCGUCUGGUUUGGAGUGCUAUGGCUGUGAAACAAUGGACUGCUCCAAUUACAUCACUACAAAGUGCCUUGGCAAUGAAAACCGUUGUACGAUGAUUGUAGCAGGUACUGAAAAUGGAGGGCAGAAAAUACUUAAGGGAUGUGUUUCCAAGAAUGUCUGUGAUGCUGUACAUGAAUAUAAGUGCUGUGAGGGCAAUCUGUGUAACGGAGCCCCCAUGGUCGGGCAGAAUAUCCUGCUGCUGCUGCUUCCACUUCUAACUUUCAAGCUGCUGUUUUAAACCAGGGCUGCCCUCUGAUGGACAACGCUGGUCCUGGAGAGUCCUCUAGUAUCGCAGGUCCUUCUGCAUCUCUAAAUUAUCAAUAAAUAAAAUACCUGCUGAUCCCUACUAAUCAAGUCAUUCAAAUCUUAAGUUGCCUUGUUCUAGUUUAUAUGU